CCCAGAAGGCCUUCCACGCUGACGCGCGACUCCUUACCGUCGCAUAUGAUCCGACUGCGCAAGCGCGAGGCGGCCAUCGUUUCCCGUCGUGCUUUGGCUUUAGUCUUCCUUCGCGGGUCUCUCAUUCUCCCUCGUCUCUCGGUUAGAAGUUUUCUGGACCAAAAUGGCAGACGUGCUGGACCUUCAUGAGGCGGGCGGAGAGGAUUUCGCUAUGGACGAGGAUGGGGACGAAAGCAUUCACAAGCUGAAGGAAAAAGCCAAAAAGAGGAAAGGCAGAGGCUUUGGUUGUGAGGAAGGCUCCAGAGCCCGAGUUCGUGAGGACUACGACAGUGUAGAACAGGAUGGAGAUGAGCCAGGCCCACAGAGAUCGGUGGAAGGCUGGAUUCUCUUUGUCACUGGGGUUCACGAGGAGGCCACAGAAGAGGAUAUUCACGACAAGUUUGCAGAAUUUGGCGAAAUCAAGAACCUGCACUUGAACCUUGACCGGCGGACAGGCUACCUGAAGGGCUAUACGCUAGUGGAAUAUGAGACAUACAAAGAAGCCCAGGCGGCGAUGGAGGGACUCAAUGGGCAGGACCUCAUGGGGCAGCCCAUCAGCGUAGAUUGGUGCUUUGUCAGAGGACCUCCAAAAGGAAAGCGCAGGGGUUGCCGUAGAAGGAGCCGGAGUCCUGACAGGAGAAGGCGCUGAGGAGAAACCUCCCCCCCUCCUUUUUUGCUGGUUCACAGAAGAAGUUCUUGAUGAAUCUGAGGGAGGCUCCACUUCGUACUGGCAGAGCUGUGUGCCAGAAUUGGUCUCUUGCCUCUGUCCCUGCCCAGGCUUCAUGUUUUAAUUAUGCUGUCUGUACCUACUGAGUGGAUUUUUUUUAUUUGUAUCUGUCUCAAAGUUCAUGAGACUUCCCUUAUGGAUUUCCUCGGAAACGUCCUUACCCCCUCUGUCACAAUUGAGAUCGUUCGAUUAUUUGGUUUGAAGAAGGACUCUCCAAAAAGCCAACAUUCAAAAUAAAAGUCCGGUUUUUUUAAAGAAAAGAAAAA
Molecule: messenger RNA, 1032 nt
Organism: Heteronotia binoei (common prickly gecko)
Lineage: Eukaryota; Metazoa; Chordata; Lepidosauria; Squamata; Gekkonidae
Gene: RBM8A
Product: RNA binding motif protein 8A
Exons: 6
Coding region: 164-688 (174 amino acids)
Biological process (GO): RNA splicing
Cellular component (GO): exon-exon junction complex; nucleus; cytoplasm
Molecular function (GO): mRNA binding
Source: RefSeq, a predicted model, not a curated record